Onychostoma macrolepis is the source of this 3365-nucleotide messenger RNA. Its product is annotated as ICOS ligand-like. The transcript has 4 exons. The record is from RefSeq and is a predicted model, not a curated record. Lineage: Eukaryota; Metazoa; Chordata; Actinopteri; Cypriniformes; Cyprinidae. Gene Ontology annotation, cellular component: external side of plasma membrane. Bases 158 to 697 code for a protein of 179 amino acids. Gene Ontology annotation, biological process: cell surface receptor signaling pathway; T cell costimulation; negative regulation of T cell proliferation.
AAGUAUUUUUUGCACUUCCGGGUUUAGCGCUGCUUGACAGUAAAACUUCGUAACGCCAGGAUCGUCAAGCUCUCAGCGAAACCUCGUAACUUCACCCCGCCUCCAUUCAGAUUGACGCGCCGCGCACAGCCUGGAGACAGAUCUCCGCUUUUUCGCAAUGAAAGGUUCACAGUGCUUCAUCUGUGUGUUUGCAGUGCUGAUUAAAGUGUCUCUGCAGGUCACAGGUUUUAUUGGUGGUUCUGUUAUGUUGCUGUGUUCAUCAACUGAACAUCUUGAACAUCAAGAUAUUAAUGUGUUUUGGAGACACAAUGACAGCAAGAUUGUGUUUGAUAUAAUCAAUGGUAAUGGUUCAGUAGUGGGACAGGACCAACAAUACAAGAACAGAGUCGAACCUCUCUAUAAGGACUAUGUGAAAAGAAACUUCUCUAUCAGACUCAACGAUCUUCAACCCUCUGAUGCAGGAGAGUUCAGCUGCCUUAUCUCAUUCUCAGAUAAACCUCAGAUUGUACAGCUGAUCGUCGAAGAAUCAACUUAUCAAGAAAACCAAGGUGAUUAUACAGGAGCAUCAACUUCGUUCUGGGUUGGGAUUGUAACAGCUGGAGUAAUUAUAGGGCUUAUAGCCAUUUUCUUCAUAAUUUACAAGAUAAAAAAAUCUCAAGCUUCCUUAUUCUCCUCUGUCAGCACUGAAAACAUAUAACUGUUACACAUCUGAAAUGUCAGGUCUAUAGCUACAUUCUCACAGUCAGUCCAAAUCCAAUUAUUUGUGUAUCUGAUUGGAAUCUGAUCUAAAUUAUUGAAUCUCCACACUGUGUACCACAGGUUUUCAUGUUUUGUUUGUUUUAAGGAAUAUCUGCAUUGGUGUUUGUGGCAAUGACGUUGCGUUGAUAUGCUUAUGCCAAAGAAACAACAGCAACAGGGUUUGCAAUACAGAUGUUGUCUUGCAACAUGUUGCCAUUGCGCUGGAUUAUUGCAUCUCAAAAGGCAGCGGCUGUUUUUCCACUGGCCUUAACAAGAGAUGUGUAGACCAGCUUGACUAGCAGUAUAUUGUAAUUUUCCACUUGACUUGUACUGUGCAGCAACACAACCCUGUUUCUGCAAAGAUAUGUAGCAAUUUUUCUACCAAAAUGCCUGACGUGAUUACAUUAUACGUGCCGUGUGAAAUGAGAGCAGUCAGACUGAAACAAUGAAAUGCAAAUUGAAACUUGAAAACAUUUGUAAAAAAUAUUAUUUAAGGUUUUUUUUUUUGUUUGUUUGUUUGGUUUAUUUGCCAUUCACACUUGCUGUGUGCUCCAAUCAUAUAUGCGCAAAAAUCGGAUUUGGACUGACAGUCUAAAUAAGGCUUAAAGGGGUAGUUCACCCAAAAUUGAAAAUUACGCCAUGAUUUACUCACCCCUUCAGACAAAUACAAUCAGAAUUAUAUUAUUUAAUAGUCCAAUAAAAGCCCAAUAAACUGCAUCCAUCCAUCCAUCCAUCAUAAAAAGUGCUCCACACAGCUCCGGAGGGUUAAUAGAGGCCUCCUGAAGUGAAUCAGUGUAUUUGUGUAAGAAAAAUAUCCACAUUUAAAACUUUAUAAACCAUAAUCUCUAGUUUCUGCUAACUGUUGUAAGUGUGUUCACGAGAGAGUGGUGUUCUAGCAGCAGAGGUGGUUUUACUCUUACUCAAGUACAUUUUUAGUGAAAAAAACUGUACUUUUAGUUUGUUACUGUGGGCGACGCUCCUCUCGUUACUUUAUCUUAAUGCAAUAUAAGUUAAAUAUUUUCUGAUGCCCGUUCGUGAAUGAUUCAUUCUUUUGAGUCAAUUCUUUUGGAAGGCUUGAUCAGACCAGUUGGCAAACCAGUGAAUCGGUUCACAAAUCAGUUUGAAUGAUUUGUUCAGUUCCCUCGGAAGCAAAGUGGUCGGAAGCGGUUCUCACUCAGAUAAAACAGAAAGUUUAAGAACAUCAAGAGCGUAUCAGCAGUCAGUUGAAAGCAAAUCUGCAAAUGCUAUUGCUAGCUAUGAAGAUCUUUAUUAGAUGAACACCGCGUGUGCUGUCGGUUCCACAGGUAUAGAUUUGAUUACAAUACACGAUACCACUAUGACAUUACCAGUUUGUUGUACAUGUACCUUACACAUUAAAUACAAUGUAUAAUUUAUUCAUUAAAUAAGCUGUCACAGAGUAUGAAAUGAACAACUGCCAAACCCGCGGUAGUUCCAGGAGGAAUGCCUAGACACGAUUAAUAUUGAUAUUUUCACAAUAUUUACUCUUGCAGAAAUAAAGGCUACAUUUGUUUACAUUUUGCAGAACAGACAGAAGAAGAUCCGUCAAUGUGCAUUUGUUUCGUGAUGUUCAGAUUUUCUGUAGCGGUCAUGUGAGGAGGUUUCACUCUUCUCCGUGUCAGAGGUUAUACACAUAUAUAUACAUUUAUUAUGCAUAAUUAAUAUACUUUAAAAUAAUUUGAUGAUGUAAAUCAGAAUUUUUAUCAGCUGUUACUCCAGUUGUCAGAGGCAUAUGAUCCUUCAGAAAUCAUUCAAAUAUAUUGAUUUAUUAUCAGUGUUGUUAAAAAAAACAGCAUAUGCUGGUUAGGUAUGUUUUGAAGCUGGGAUGUUGGUUUGUGCUGGUCUUAAGCUGGUCGGUCCAGUUUAGGACCAGCACAUGACCAGCUUAAAUCAACUCAAACCAGCAUCCCAUGCUUCAAAACAUACAGCAUAUGCUGAUUUUCUUCAAUAGGGAACAGUUGUUUUUUUGGAACCUGUGACAUUUUGUUCAGGAUUAUUUUAUGAAUAGAAAGCUAAAAAAGAACAGCACUGAUAAUAAAUCAGGCUGAUAAAAAUUCUGAUUUGCAUUAUGAACGGCAGUGUGUGUAUGUAUAUAUGUAUAUAUAAAUUUUAUCUAUAUAUCUAAAUAAAAAUAUAUUCAGUAUAUGAUCCAAAGUAACUAGUAACUAACUACUUGAGUAGUUUUUUUUUUUUAUCUGAUACUUUUUUACUCUCACUCAAGUAACUAUUCAGACUAUUACUUUUACUUGAGGAAAUAUUUCUUCAAGUACUUUUACUUUUACUUGAGUACAGUUUUUGGGUACUCUACCCACCUCUCCAGCAGAUGAUGUAGGACGUAGCUGAGAAGUGACGAAUGCAGAAGUGCAGUGGAGAGUACACAACAAAACACCAGUAAUGAAUUAGAAGUACAAACGAGGAUUUGUAAAGAAAAAUGUUGGAGGAUUUUAAUAUAAUCCAAGAGGAGACUGGUUUUCCUUUGCUAUAAACAAAACUUGGUUCUCGCAAGACUGGCAUAUUCUCACUGGAGCUUACGCUACUCCUUCGUCCUACGUCAUCCACUGGACCCCACUCUCUCGUGAACGAGAGUACGACAGCCAGCGGAAGCUAGA